Actinia tenebrosa (Australian red waratah sea anemone) is the source of this 1138-nucleotide messenger RNA. Its product is annotated as ragulator complex protein LAMTOR4 homolog. Gene Ontology annotation, biological process: cellular response to amino acid stimulus; positive regulation of TOR signaling. NCBI's taxonomy places the organism in Eukaryota, Metazoa, Cnidaria, Anthozoa, Actiniaria, Actiniidae. The record is from RefSeq and is a predicted model, not a curated record. Gene Ontology annotation, molecular function: guanyl-nucleotide exchange factor activity. Gene Ontology annotation, cellular component: Ragulator complex; lysosome.
GGUUACUCAUUGUCUCGUGACUUUGGAUCAAGUGAAAUCUAUUUUUCCAUUUUUCAAGGUAGAUUGCAACCUAAAAAAUAAAAAUAUUUCCUAAUCUAAAACAGAUAUGGCUGCUGUUCUAAAUCAUGGUUUAGAUAAGAUUCCCGAUGCUCAAGGGUAUCUUGUGAUUAAUCCAGACGGCGCUGUUGUUGCAUCUGCAGGUGACCUGGAAAAUGAUGAAAAAAUGGCUGGAGUGAUGUUAGAGAUGUUACAGACUGCSGCAUUGAUUCCUAUCUCUGGUGACAGAACACAAACCAUGAAAAGAAUGUCAAUUYAUUUUGGGGAUUUUAUACUGAUGGCUACAGUUUCACAUCAAAAAAUAUUUGUAGUAAAAAGACCAGCACCGCAAGAAACCAGCUAAAGUAUAUUAAUUUUGUCAUCUAAAUUGAAUAUAUAAUGGAGUAACAGAAUGCUUAUCAGGCUGUUCACCUCCAAAUAGAGUGGUUAUACUUAAACUGUGCAAUAGUAAGUGGACUAAUUAGCAAUUAGUCCUCAUGCCUAAAUGGGGUAUGAGUCAAUAGCCCAUAAGGUCAAAGCUCAGGGGUUACUCUGCCAGGAUUUGGGUAGGGGUGUUCCGCUGGGAUUCUGAAAGGGGUACCCUGUUGAUGACAAAGGUAGGUAUAGUCCAUAUAUGGGAGUACCUCCCCCCCAAGGGAUCAAAGGCUAUUGAUUCAUAGGCCAUGAGGGCUCGAGGACUAAUAGAGGUCAGAAGAUCUCUUUCCAUUUUUUUGUGUGUGUGUCUGGCUUGUACACAAGAAAUUUUCUUUAUGAGUCAAGUAUAACCACUCUAUGUAAAAUGUUUAAUAAGAAUUGCUUAAUAAGGAAUAGGAUUUAUAUUUGGAGGAGGAGCGGUAGAAUGAAAAUUGUUAGCCUUAUCCUUAUUACCCUGGAAGUACUACAUAAUAACUUUAAAGAAAGGCGUGACACACGUCAUUUUGUUUUACACCAAUCAAAGCACAGAAUGGUUUUAAUACGCAUGUCCACUAAAACUUUAAGGUGUUGCGUCUUUUCUUAAAGUUUCUAAGAAACAUAGUUUAUUUUGAUAACUUUGCAGUGAUUAAAAAUGAAAAAAUGUCAAUCAUCUUACAACAUUCAUGUA